Molecule: messenger RNA, 1404 nt
Organism: Eptesicus fuscus (big brown bat)
Lineage: Eukaryota; Metazoa; Chordata; Mammalia; Chiroptera; Vespertilionidae
Gene: RAD1
Product: RAD1 checkpoint DNA exonuclease
Exons: 6
Coding region: 77-1138 (353 amino acids)
Biological process (GO): DNA damage checkpoint signaling; DNA repair
Cellular component (GO): checkpoint clamp complex; nucleus
Molecular function (GO): 3'-5' exonuclease activity
Source: RefSeq, a predicted model, not a curated record
CGCGCGCUCGGCUCUGGGUCCUCCGCCGGCCUUUGGCGCCUCCUUCCGGUCGCCGCUCUAGGCCUCGCCCAGCUCUAUGGUGACGGUGGCCGAGGUGGCCCGGCGAUCUGAAAGCCGUGGCGGGAGCCGGUCCGCUUCCUCCCCGUUUCCCCGGGAGCUGCACCCCGCCUACCCGGGGACCUGGCUGGGAGAGGCUCCCAGGCGUCCGGACCCCACCGCGAAGGUGUGCGUUGCGUGGCCCGCGGGAGCAGGUGCGGCGCCUGAGCGUGCCGGGCGCCCACUUCGGCGGACGAUGCCCCUCGUCAACCAGCGGGUCCCCGACGAGAGUGGCUACAGCCUGGUGGCCAGCCUCGACAACGUGAGGAAUCUCUCCACCGUCCUGAAGGCCAUCCACUUCCGGGAUCACGCCACCUGUUUCGCUACUAAAAAUGGAAUCAAGGUGACGGUGGAAAAUGCAAAGUGUGUGCAAGCAAAUGCCUUUAUCCAGGCUGGAAUAUUUCAGGAAUUUAAAGUUCAGGAAGAGCCUGUUACUUUCCGAAUUAAUUUAACUGUCCUUUUAGACUGCUUAUCUAUUUUUGGAUCAAGUCCUAUGCCAGGGACUUUAACUGCACUCCGAAUGUGUUACCAAGGUUACGGUUGCCCCUUGAUGCUGUUUCUGGAAGAAGGAGGAGUGGUGACAGUCUGUAAGAUCAAUACCCAGGAGCCUGAGGAAACGCUGGAUUUUGAUUUCUGCAGCACCAAUGUGAUUAAUAAAAUUAUUCUGCAGUCAGAGGGGCUUCGUGAAGCGUUUUCCGAAUUGGAUAUGACGAGUGAGGUCCUGCAGAUCACCAUGUCUCCUGACAAGCCGUAUUUCAGGUUAUCUACCUUUGGGAAUGCAGGAAGCUCCCACCUUGACUAUCCCAAAGAUUCUGAUUUGAUGGAGUCCUUUAAUUGUAAUGAAACCCAAGUUAACAGAUACAAGAUUUCUUUACUGAAGCCCUCUACAAAGGCAUUGGUCCUGUCGUGCAAGGUGUCUAUUCGGACAGAUAACCGAGGAUUCCUCUCGUUACAGUAUAUGAUUAGGAAUGAAGAUGGACAGAUAUGUUUUGUGGAGUAUUACUGCUGCCCUGAUGAAGAAGUUCCUGAUUCAGAAUCUUAAGUAUGACAAUGCACUGUGACAUUUUAUGUCUAUAUUCAUGAUAGGUCUUGUUCUCAUUCUUAUGAUUUCGUAUGGAAUCAUAAGAUUUCCCAAACGGAAGAGGCAUGGAGGAGACUGGAGCAAGAUCCCUGUGCCCUAAGUCACUGUGUAAGUAGAUGUUUUCGUGUAGUCACAGAUGACCCAGUACUGGACUAUCCUGUGGUCCUGUUUUUUUGAACUCAGGAAUUUUUAUGAGCCAUGAUGAAUAAAUUAUAUAUUCUAUUUAA